AUGGUGACCAAACAUUACUACAGCCUACUGAUUACACCUUAUUUGGCUAUGAACAAAAAGACGGUUGUUUUAGCGGCAAUUAUAGCAUUGUUAUCAUUGAUAGACAAGUUUCAAAGACAAUGGGACGUCGGAAGUGCAUUCUUUGUGGAGUUAGCAGUGAAAAAACUGAGGCAACCUUCCACAGUUUCGACCUUCAUCAAAGAAGAUGAAGCAGCCUUAGAUGUUGAGGUUCAUCGAAAGCAUAAUUAA
Acanthoscelides obtectus is the source of this 249-nucleotide messenger RNA. The record is from the annotation of a GenBank genome assembly. NCBI's taxonomy places the organism in Eukaryota, Metazoa, Arthropoda, Insecta, Coleoptera, Chrysomelidae.